GUACAGUAUACCCGCUACAUUAGACUACACCACUGCAUCCCAGUCUGUCUUUCUGUAACCUAACAGUAAUGGCGUCUGUUCCUCUGCGUCCAUGCGGGUUUUUAAUACUCCGAUAAAUAGUCCAAUAGGUAGAGAUUUAAAAAACUACAAAACAGAAGACACGUCCCGCUGUUUCACAGCUCUUCUCCCGCAGAUAACCGGUAGAUCCUCCCGGUUUGUCGGUCGCCUUGCUUAGAGGGAGAAAGAGAAAAAGGCACCGUGGCGAGUUUGGUUUUGAACCAGGUGGCCUGCAGCAAGAUGGCGUCGGAGGCUGCGCAGUAAGGAGAAGACGUUGGCGGUGACGUUUCAGUGCAAAAAGGACACCGCAUGUUUCCCCCCCUUCAGUUAGAAACAGCUCCACGAUGCCAAGGGGGUUUGUUACGACGGAAAACAGACGAUAACGCUCCGGAUUAAUGUUACACCGUCGAAAUACUUGAUGUUUUCGACCACGCAGAAGGAUGCCUUCUUGAACCAUCUACAGAUGUAUAAAAAGCGGGUUCCUCCUGCUCUUUAGAUGUCUGGGACCCGUUCAUGGCCUCUAAGAAGAAGAAGCAGAAAGGAAUGGUUUUCCAUCAGGAAGGGGCAGCCAGCCCGGCAGUGGCCCCAGCCGCCGACCAUCCACCUGCACGCUUCGCUGUUCCCAAACCGGGGAAGGCAAGCGAAGGCGGGAUGGAGCAAAGCACCCGCAUAACCAAUAAAGAGGCAGAUAUGAUUGGUACACCCAAAAUGUACCCAUCAAAAGAACCCAUCAGGACUUCUGACGGUCUUCCUACAGUGAAAGACCAUCAGUCGGACAAUCUGUCGCCUGAUAGCAUCCGCAAUGGCAUCAAAGUGACUCUGGACAACAACAGCAUGUGGAACGAGUUCUUCCGAUGCAAAACGGAGAUGAUUAUGACUCAACAAGGCAGCAGGAUGUUCCCCUCCUGCCGCUUUCGAAUCUCUGGCUUGCAGCCAUCGAGGAAGUACUCUUUGAUCAUAGACGUUCAGCCGUUGGACAGCAGUCGUUACAAGUGGACCGGCAAGAACUGGCAAGUUGCUGGAAAGGCAGAGUGUCAUGUUAAGAGUCAACCGUUCGCUCAUCCAGAUUCCCCAUCAGUGGGUCAACACUGGAUGCAGAAUCCAGUGUCCUUUUACAAACUGAAGCUCACAAACAACAUUUCAGAUCAAGAGGGGAACACCAUCCUGCAGCCGAUGCACCGCUACUUGCCGCGACUGCACGUGGUCCAAACUGACAAAGCUGCUAAAGACAUAAAGCUAAAUGGUCCUAGCGUUGUCACAUUCACUUUCCCUCAGACUGAGUUUAUGGCAGUAACUGCUUACCAGAACUCACGGUUUUCUCAGCUUAAAGUCGACUACAACCCGUUUGCGAAAGGACUGAAGGAGGAGGGCGCCAGUUCGUUGGGCCUUCUAAAGCUGAAAUUGAACUCUGGCAAAGACUCACACAAAGACGGAGGCACAACAAGCAACGAGCAACAUCCCGUGAAAAAGAGCUUGAAGUCUUUACUCGCCAACCAUAAACCUAAAAGCUCAAAACCAGUGGAUGCAAAGCCUUCGGGGUCAGGUGACCUCCAGAAAAAACCCACUGCCAAAGAAGAUCAGUCAGCUGCCAGUGUCACUGGGGAAAGUUCGCGCAGCAAUCCACGUCCAGCUCAGAAGUUAUUUUCUGAACUGAUUCGGGAGGCUCACGUUUCACUGCAUAGGUGCAACCUGGAGCAGUUGGGCAUCAAUAGCAACACCUCUCACAGAACUGAGCGGACCAACACUAAAACCACAGCUUUGAAAAGCAAAGAUGUUCCCAAAAGGGACAGCAUAUCUGGCAAAACACAAAGCGAAACAUCAUCUGCAAAGAAAGCGGACACUGUUGUAACAAAGAGGACAGUUAAGAAGGACAAGGACCUUUCCAAUUCAUUGAACUGCAAAGACAAUGUUAGGACAGAUUGUUCUGAGGUCAGUAAUGUUGUUGCUGCUCCAGCUGUGGCCCAGAACUCCUCUGUGGACUCAGACCACAAAAGUAACCCCGAAGCUCCAUCAGAGGUGAAAGUAAAGCAGCGUAAACGGCUGGCGCCUCUGCCUCUGCCAGCCCUGGCUCUUUUCUUGAAGCAGCAUUCGACGAAAUCUAAAAUGGCCAAGAGCAAGCAGGACUCUCCUCCCCCCAAAGCUGCUGCUUGUCCACCUUCUGAUCCGUGUCCACCUUCUGAUCCCACCAGCAAAGCAACUACUUCCUCAAAGGACCUCACUGAAGACCUCCCAAACCAGGCCUCCGGACGUACUGAUGCACCUCUUCAUCCAGAUAAAACCGUUUUGAAUGUUACUGGACACGCGGUUGUAACUGCCCAUAAGCCUUCUAGUCCUUCAUGUCCAGAUGCUGUUGUCUCUACAGACCCAAAGACACUAAGAUCUGAAGAUUUCGUGGCUUCUGUUUCUGAAAACACAGGCCCAGAGGCAGCUGUACCACGUGAUACACAAGUGUUACCCAAGUCAGAUCCGCCGUUUUGUACACAAAGUACAUGCAUAUCCAACAUUUCCUCAACUCUUGCUACCUCUUCUGUAUCUCCCACAUUGUCACCGCCACUCGACACAGUGUUACUUGCCCCAAACUCGCCACAAACGCCAACCAUCACCGAGUCAUCCACACUACCUUCAGACUCGUCAACAAUGAAGUCUGAUUCUUCGCUACCUGACCCUGAGUGUUCUUCGUUUGGCUUUGAGCCUUUGUCACCUGCGAGCUCUCCAGAACCGUUACCUUCCCUGCCCAUCUCGUUGGCUUUCGAACUUGACGCCAAUACUUCUGAAACCACUCCAAAAGCAGUAUGUCCCGAAGAGUUACAGCACAGUGAAGACUCUUCUGCAUCGGUGUUCAAAUGGCAUACAGUGUUACCUCCACCUGAGCCGUACAUAGACACUUCGUUCACAACAUUUCAGUCCACGCCACAGACUCUUCCUUUACCGUCUGUUACGUCACCUUUGUUGCCUUCCCAGACUCCCUCCCAUCCUGAACCACAGAGUCUUGACACCUCCACACCCAUUCCUCCUUCUGAUCCUGCUCCAUCAUUUCAAGAAAACGAACAGUCGCUGCCCUUCCCUGCAGAACUGUCCCCCCUCGCGCUUCAGUUGCCGCUGUCUCCAACCUUUUCGUCAUUAGGCGGAGACGGAUUGUCACCUACGCCUUCACUCGCCGACCUCGUGCAGUUUUUCUCCAUCGAUGACAACCUUGGGAUGGAGGUGGAGUUUGCAAGCGCAGAGCCAUUGCCUGUUCCCUUCCAGCCUCCGACUACAGUAGAAACAAAUGCUCAUGAGCCUUCUCAGCAGGUGCAACCAAUCCCAGCCAACAAACCCUGCAAACGCAAGAAGAAGUCCCGGCAGCGAAAGCUUGCUAAAAUGGAUAUUAAUCCAGAGAUGGAUGCCUCCCUCUACACUAAAAUGCAGCCUAACCUGGAGGAAGUGGAGGAGCAGUUAUUUGUCUCAUUCACAUCGAAGGAGGCCCUCAAACUUCACAUCGUAGACUCUUCUGAUGUCACCCAGCAGCCCGAGACGACACCUGAAAGUCACCUGCACCAAACAGCCGCCGCACCUGAAAACGUAGAGACGGCCGAGGGUUUGGAGGAGAAGAUCGCUGCCUUUGAGAAGAUUCUCCUGAGAGACUUGAAGCUCAUGAGGCACCGACAGGUGAUCCAUCCUGUGCUGCAAGAAGUUGGUCUGAAGAUGAACCUGUUGGAUCCGACUCUGGCCAUCGACCUGCAGUACCUGGGGGUCCGUCUGCCCAUCCCGCCGCCUGGAGUCCCUCUGGAGCCGCUGACCCAGGAGCUGCCACCGCCACCGCAAGGUGUUUCUGCAGCGUUUGUGUCCAGAACAGGAAAAACAACAGAUGUGACUCAGAUUAAAGGUUGGAGAGAGAAAUUCACUCCAUCUGAGGCUCCGCCCACUCCGACGCCAAUGCCAACACCAACGCCAACGCCAACACCAACCAAACCUGAAGCUGGUCCGAGUUCCGACGUGCCGAAGAAGAACCUGUCUGCGUUCUGCAGCGACAUGUUGGACGAGUAUCUGGAGAACGAGGGGAAGCUGAUCGACGAGCGCGCGGCCAGCUUCUCCCAGGCUACGGUGGAGCCGCUGGUGUACCAGCUGCCCACGCACAGCACCAGCUACGUCCGCACACUGGACAGCGUCCUGAAGAAGCAGAGCACGGGCUCGCCGACAUCAGAUCUCAUCUCUGGGUUCAUCCCCCCCUCCAAGAGACCCAAACUGCCCCUCAGAGAGAGGAAGGCAGCCAGGAAGGAGAUGAGGCAGAAAGGUCCGAAACACAACAGACCCCGAGCAGAACCCGCUGCAGGUCCGACGCCAGCUGGAUCUCACCCAGCGGUCCCGGUCCCAUCGGUCCCGAUCCCAGCGGUCCCGUUGGCCGCCGCUGCUGCGUCAGAGCGAUCAGAACCCACCACUGAGAUUUAUAAACCAAAGAAACACCUAAAGGUCCGGUUCCACCACACAGAACCGUUAACGCUGUCCCCAAAACUCAAGAAGAGACAGAAGCUGAAACCCAGGACUUCGUCCCAGACGCUCAGCCCCCUAAAGUCUCCAUCGGCGCCGCCCGGCGUCUCCGCUGACAUGGCGCCGCUGGAGUCGGACUCGGAGCUUGGCGCGGCCGGCGAUCAGCCGGUGAUGACCCGCGCUCUGCUGAGACAGAAGGACCUGGAGGACGGCGCGGUGUGGGAGGGACGGCAUCGAACCAGCGUCACCGAGGAGAGGGCCGCCGUCGCUCUGACCUCGCUCUUCACGCUCAAGGGUUUCGUCACAGAGAACCCGACGGCCCCGAUCCAGCUGGCGUGUAGACGGGCCCCGGCGUGCCUGAGUGCGAGCUGCAGGCUGGGUUGUGUGUGUGCCUCUCUGGCCCACGUGUCCCGGCUCGGCCACUGCGGGCGGCCUGCCUGCAUGUUGGGCUGCAGCUGCCUCAAGCAGAAGGUGGUGCUGCUGAAGAACCUGGAGGGGUCGGACUCCAGCCCCGGACACACCGGGCCCGGCAGGAAGAGGAAGAGGAAGAGGAGGAUGAAGAUGGCCUACGUCCUGAAGGAGGCGGACAGCGUUUCCCAGCCUGCCGAGCGGGUCCGGACCCUGUGGAAGAGAGGAGACUCCGAUCCAGACCCGAUCCACGCUCCCAGACCUGCAGCCUCGCCCCACCGCGCUGAGAGGAGAGAGGAGAGCAGCAGCUGUGCCAGAGUCCGAGCGUUCAAAGAGAGGAAGAAGAGGAAGAGGAAACAGAUCCUCCAGGAAACCCUAGCGGAGACGCCUGAACACGUGAAGCAUCCAGAAGUCGUCCGGCUGAGAUCUCUGAAGCAGAGAGACCUGAUGCUGAAGGACUCAAAGACCACACCCCCCACUCCUCUAUCAGCAGUCCCUCCCGUUCCCCUGGCCGAUCCGGCCCCGAAGCCGUCCAAGCGCCUUGUGAUCGUGGCGGACUGUAAGUGGGUGAGCGAUGGCGACCGUAACCACGUGUUGAAGCAGCUGUGCGAGGCGAUGGCUCACGACCGUCUUGGCGAAGCCUUCUGGAUCCGAGACUACCUGAUCAGCCCCCUGGCACAGACGGUGGAGCAGAGUGGCGGCGAGCGAUGCAUCCACUACAGGAUGCACAUCUCCAGACCCAAACUGGAGCGGGAAAAACCCGCCACGCCAGUGAGGGCGCAGCUGGCGAGGAAACAGAGGGAGACGGAACAACAGAAGCUGGAGGACAUGGCGCCUCCGGAGGCCUGGCAGCGGGAGGUGGAAGAGGAAGACGAGGAGGAAGAGGAAGGGGCGGAGCCUCUGGAAGACUGGCAGCGAGAAGUGGAGGAAGACGACUUGGAGGAGGAAGAGGAGGAGGAGCCAACAGGUCCCCAGGUGCAUGAUGGGAGAGAGAGCAGCAGGACGGAGAUGAGGAAGAGGAAGAUGAUGAUGGCGAGGAUGGGUCUGCCGUUCCUCACCGGAGUCUCCCCCACCGGCUUCCUCUCAGCCAAUAGGAAGCAGCCGGGAGGAACAGACCACCUGGUCCAGGUGAACGGGAAGCUGUAUCCGCUGGCUAAGAUCCAGUUGGGGAGGAUGGGGGCGCUCCAUCCGGCCAAUCGGCUGGCAGCGUACCUGACGGGCCGGGUGGGCUCCAGCAGGAAGCAGCCGACCCCCCCGGCCUUCUCCUCGGGGGCCACCGCCCCCCCACCCAAACCUCCACCAACCGUCACCGUGCUCACCCUCCCAACCUCCCCCACAGUCCUCCCGCCGGCAGCUAUGAAGGUCGACCAAUCAGCUGCGAGCUCUGAGCGGUCUGCAGGUGACGGCCCUGAGGGGGCGGGGCCCCGCAUGGUCACAGUGAGGCUGUACCCAUCUCUGAUGGGGGGGCGCAGUCAGAUCAGGGUGGUACCCGCCAACCCUGCUGGCUCCGCCCACCUUACAGACUCUCCUCCGGUGACUCCGCCCCCUAAAACCUCUCAGCUGUUGAUGCUCCAGGUCCCAGGUUCCCCCGCCAAGCCUCCGCCCCCCCCCGCCCAGACCAUGGUGCUGCAGCCGGUGCAGAUGGCGUCCGGCGCCCAGUUCUACCGCAAACCGGACGGGAAACUGGUCCAACUGAUCCCUAUCAACCAGCUGAGACCAGUCAACCCCGAGCCGUCCAAUCACAGAGUCCUCCCCGCUUCCCUUCAGACUCCAGUCGACCAAACGCCGCCGACCCCCGCAACCACGGUAACCAAGGUAACCACAGUAACGCCCGCCUCCCUGUCCGGCUUGUCCACCUUCUCGGUGUCCGCCAUGGCCGCCCCGCUGCGCCCCGCCUCUGGCUUCCUGUCUCAGAAGGGGACGUGUACCUUUAAAAUCCUUCCCUCUGACUCCAGCCGGGAGCCAAUCACCGUCACCUGUCCCAGAGUUCCCGCCAAGACGCCAACACCGCCGCGACCCCCCACCGUCAUCCACGUGCCCCCCCCACCUGCCGCCGCGCCGCUGAACCUCAUCUCCCUCAAACCCUCCGCAGGCCGGGGGGCGGAGCUUGGCGUCAAAACGGUGGCUGUGGCUCCGCCCCCUGCGGUGACUGUGGCUCCACCCCCUGCUGUGGCUGUGGCCCCACCCCCUGCUGUGGCUCCGCCCCCUUAUGUGGCUGUGGCUCCUCCCCCUGAGGCGUUUGUGCGUCAGGAGCCGGCGUGUGCCCUGGUGGACCUGGACAUCAUCUGCGUGGACGAUGACACGGAGCUGGUUGCCGCGGACACGGAGCCGGUUGCCGCAGAGACGCCGGACGUGGUGGAGCUGCACGGGUCGAGCAGUGAGACGGAGAACUCGUCCGACUUCGGAGACGAACUGGAUGGAGACGAAGAGAAAGACAACCAACGUUACCUUCACAACGUGCUGGAGAGGCAGCGGCGGGGGGAGUUACGGAUGCUGUUCGAUGCUCUGAAGAGAGAAGUCGGGCUGAGGGAAGAGAAGACGACAAAGAUCUCCACGCUCAAGAAGGCUGUGCAGGUGAUCUCGGCGCUGCGGACGGCUGAAUCACGUCUGGAGAGGAAGAAGAGGAGGCUGACGAGGACCAGGGAUGAGUUCCUCUCCAUCAUCGCCCCGACGUCAGAGGACAGCAGCCGGGCGCUGUGGCGGAGGAGAGAAGGCGUGCUGGAGGUUGUAGAUCUGUCCAGCGAGACGGACAACUCGUCCGACGAAGAGAGACCCGUUACCAAGACGACCAACGUCAUCACCGUCACUAACGCGGAGGAUGAGGUUCAGAGCGUUGCCGUGGAGACGGUGAAGGAGAGCAGUGGUCUGAACGCGGCUCAGAGGCGUCUGGCGAGCAUCAUAAACGUCGACUCACAAAGCAGUUUGAGCGUGAAGGAGACGGCCGCUGAUCGCAGCGUCUCCGCCGCCUUCAGAAUGCUCCGGUCAGUCAUGGACGCCGAAACCUUGCCCAACAAACAGCUGCUAAAGCAGGCUCAGCAGGAGAUCCAGAGUCUGCAGAACGAGAUGGGGAGACUCAAGAGUCUGAAGAUCUGUCUGAACCAGCAGAGGAACGGCUUCAUCAGAGAGAUCUCCCACAGAUCAGGUGAAAGUGAGCAGAGAAUACGCAAGAAGCUGCAGCACCUCUCCUCCACACAGAGCACAGCCAAUCAGCAGCAAGCUGCAGCAGCAGGGGGCGGGACCUCCGACCCUCCGACAGGAGACUCCUUCCUGCAGACCCACACUCCACAAGCUCCUCCCACUCAUCAGGCUCCUCCCAUUCCCCAGGCUCCUCCUACUCCACAGGCUCCUCCCACUCCAGUUCCCCAGCAGCGAGUCCCGGCUCCCCCCGCAGCGAUCGGGCGCCCGAGGACCGUCCCCAACAUCCUGUCCCGCAGUAAGGUUCCCGCUGCUUUGGCGUCGGCUCCGUUCCCGGCAGAGCUGCUGUCCCUGGUGAGUCCGAUCCUGACGCUGAGCCCGCUGAUGGCGGCACCAGUGGCGCUGCAGACGUCUCCUCCGACUCCAGGCGUGGCCUCAGUCACUCUGACCAAUCAGCAGCUCCACCUCACCUCACUGCCCCUCCCCCCGCCCGGUAAGAUCUACAGCAGCUCCGCCCCCCUCGCCUUCACUAACCUCACAGCCGCUGACUUCAGCAACCUGCUCCAAGUACUACAGUCCUCAAAUACACAACAAGUACUACAGCCCUCAAAUACACAACAAGUACUACAGCCCUCAAAUACACAACAAGUACUACAGCCCUCAAAUACACAACAAGUACUACAGCCCUCAAAUACACAACAAGUACUACAGCCCUCAAAUACACAACAAGUACUACAGCCCUCAAAUACACAACAAGUACUACAGCCCUCAAGUACACAAAAAUACUACAGCCCUCUACUACACAACAAGUACAAAUACAAGAACCACAGCAACAAAUACUUCAGACACAAGAAAUAUUACAACUAUCACCUACACAACCACAACAACAAAUACUACAUUCCCAAAUACAACAACAGCAACAAGUACUGCAACCACAGAUACUGCAGCCCCCCCCCCAGCAGCGGCAGCAGGAAGUCCCGCCCCCUGGCCCGGAGACCGGAGACAGAGACGAGAGUCUGACCUCGCUCCUCAACGAGAUCGUCUUCCUCAACCAGCAGAACGUCGCCAUGGCGACCGGCACCGCGGUCACGUCACCGUUACCGGAGAAGAAUCCGCCCUCUGAGGAUGAUGAUGAUGGUGAUGAUGUCAGAGCGGUGGGCGGAGCCACAGAGCCAGGCCCCGCCCA
Molecule: messenger RNA, 9253 nt
Organism: Sander lucioperca (pikeperch)
Lineage: Eukaryota; Metazoa; Chordata; Actinopteri; Perciformes; Percidae
Gene: mgaa
Product: MAX dimerization protein MGA a
Exons: 32
Coding region: 571-9087 (2838 amino acids)
Biological process (GO): cell fate specification; positive regulation of DNA-templated transcription; regulation of transcription by RNA polymerase II
Cellular component (GO): nucleus
Molecular function (GO): DNA-binding transcription factor activity, RNA polymerase II-specific; RNA polymerase II cis-regulatory region sequence-specific DNA binding; protein dimerization activity
Source: RefSeq, a predicted model, not a curated record